AUGUUUGUUAAAUAUGAUGGAAUUUCUCCAUCGGAAACUAUCGAGACACCAUCAUUAGACUCGAAGACAUUCCCAAGUGUUUACGAUAGUAAAUUUCAGAUUCGAUUAAACUGCUGGUAUACGUGUGAUUCGAAAAGAAAUGCUCUGUUGGAUGAAGCUAUGAACUAUCGACGACGCUACUUGGAAUUGAAUUGUAAUUUUGAUGUAGAUCAUCACAACAAUCGUAUUGUUAAAUGCAAUCUGUAUGAAUUUCAAUUCAGUAACGACAAUAAAACCAUCGUUGGCUUUCUCCGUUGGAUACCGAAAUUAAUUGCGAAUACAUCGAAUAGCCAGGAGACGAUCAAAGUUCUGGAUAAUUUCAAAAUGAUUCACAAUUUCAAUCCAAUACCUUUGACAACAAAACGAUUGGAAAAAUCGACUAAGACAACCAUCGAUAAUGAAAGCGCCGAAUCGGAAGUUUCCCAUGGCAACGGGAUGAUUGAUGAUUAUGAUGAUGAUGAGACAAAAACCUCAGAUGAAAAUGUUGGUACUUGGAGUUUGAGCGAUUUUUUAGAGAAAGAUCCGCCAUCCACAGUUGAGCAGAUUGACUUACAGCCAAUCGAACCCGCAAACGAUCCAGUGGGAGACCUUGAAGUUCGUGAGAUACCUUCGACAAAUAAUAGUGAAGAACAGAAGGCAAAAUUUGCUUUAGAACUCGAAAAUAAACAAUUGCGGGAGAAAAUCAGCUCUCUGAAAACUCAAAUAGUUGCACAAGUGGAUGACUCCAAUACUCAAACUUCCAGUGUGUUAAAUAGUGUACCAUCGAUGGAAUUGGAUGAGCAAUAUGAAGACCAGAUUCUUCUCCGAGGCUUUCAAGUUCACCACAAAGCAUUGGACAACAUUUUUCAAAAGAUCCGACUUCUUACCCAACAAAUUCAUUCCGCGGAAAAAGAUUUCAACCAACAGCUCAAUCGAAAUGUUCAAACUGUUCUCCAAACGGUUCAACAAGUACACCUCGAGAAGAUGAUCUAUUGGAAAUCUUAUCGAAGUUCAUUCGUGAAACAUACCAAUCACAGCUAUGAUGAUAAUAUCAAGAAUUUUUCCAAAUAUCUGCAUGAAAAAUUGAGAUCAUUCUUAGAUAUUUGUAUUCAGGAUCUAUCACAUGAUUUUAAAACUGACAUAUUUUAUUUAACAAAUAAUUAUUCAAAAGAUACAGCAUUCAUGGAUGACAUGGAGAAAAUCAAACUAUCUGCUUUUGGCGAUUUUAUUCGUGAGCAUAUUUUUCUACAGCAAAAGUCAACAAAAACUAUUCCAAACAAAGACGCCGUUUCCUGCCUGAAUAAACAUAUUGAAAAAGUUCAAAAUAUCCUGAAAACAGACACGAAAUACAAAGGAUGUGAGCUGAAACAUUUCUACAUGGUCAAUUCGUUAUUACAACGAUUGAUGGUCUUUUAUCAUUGUUUUCUUGUACAAUUACCUUUGUUCAAUGCCUCAUUCGGUCUUUUGAGUGAUAUCGAAACGAAUACAAUCAUUACCAUUUCGACAGCAACCGGAUCAGGUAAAUCUACUCUUCUUCCUGCUUUAUUGACUGCCGAUGGUUACGAUAAGAUAAUUGUUACCCAGCCACGACGUUUACCGUGUAGUUUGAUAUCGAAACGAGUGAAUUUGAUGGUUAAUGAUGACAUCAGUGGUUGGGCAAUAAGUGGUGCGGAAAAUAAUGUGCAAGGAAAGAUCCUUUAUUUAACCGAUGGACUUUUAAAAGAACGUUUGUUAAACGAUGAAAAUUUCAUAACACCAAACACCAAGAUAAACAAAUCCGUGGUUUUCUUUAUUGAUGAAGUGCAUGAACGUUCAGUUAAUAUCGAUUUAUGUUUGGCUUUGUUUGCACGUUUAUUCAAGUUAAAUCCUCAACUACGAACGAAGAUGAAGUUGAUCAUUUCGUCGGCGACAUUGGACCAAUCAGUUCCAGCAUUGUUUCGAAACAUAUCCGGUUGUUCACUGAAAGAAUUCAAUUUAACAUCUUUGUCAACAUUGUAUCCUGUAAAAUUUCAUCGUACACCCGAUGAAAAUCUGAUCGAACUCGUCCAAAAACUCUACAGUGGACGCAAUCGUCACGAUCAGAUCCUUUGUUUCGUCAGUUCAACGCAAGACACUCAUGAAAACUGUCAAUUACUAAAAGAAAUGACUAAAGGAGCGAUCAAUGCCUAUCCUCUUAUUCAAUCUCAGCCAGCGACUGAACAACAGCGAUACAUCGAACAAGGAAGUGUUUUCUUCUCUACGACGGUUGCUGAAACAUCAUUAACAUUUCCUUGUUUGAAAUAUGUCAUCGAUACGGGACUGAUUAACAUGCCGGUUUAUAGUUUAGAAUUGGAACGAACGGAAUUGAAAGAAAUUAAGACGGCAGAAUCGACAACCAAACAGCGAUUGGGUCGACUUGGCCGAACUCAACCGGGAGAAUAUUAUGCUUUGUAUGAUUAUCCAGCGAGUGAACAACGAAAGUAUCCGGUUCCACAGAUUUGUCAGUCGGAUUUAGUUAAUAUCGAGUUUUCGCUAAGAAAAUCACGCCUGAGAACAACUUUACGAGAGUUUCUCCAAUAUUUACCAGACAAACCAGAACGAAAGUUUGUUGAUGAUGCAAUCAAACAACUUCAACGAUUAAGUUUUGUUAGUUCUUCUCCCAAAGAAAAUCUCACAUCGUUGGGGAAGGCAAUUGCUGGAUUACCUGACUUUACUUCAUUACCUAUGUCGAAAGCGGUUCAUAAAGCAUUGACACGUUAUCGUUGCGGUCGUGAUUUGAUUCUUCUUGCGUCAAUUUUGUCUGUUUUAAAUACUUCAACUAUCCUGAAGUCUAUCCCCACUGAAUACAAACGUUCCGAAGGUGAUUUUAUGACACUUCUACAAGUUAUGUAUACCGUCGUAUCGAUGCGUGAUGCAGUUACACCUCAACAAUUCGAUCUUAAUAGGUUUUGCAACAGUAAAAACUUAACCAGUAUUUUCCACGUCAUCCGAUCCGCACUACGACGAUACAAAAGUUUAGAAAAAGCAUUUAGUCUAUCCAAUGAGUAUCGAGAACUUGCUCAAGUUCAAUCUGGAAAUUGGGAGAAUAUCGCCAAAGCUCUACUAGAAGGCUUCUCUGAUAGAGUUUAUGCUUCGCAAAGACUACUUCAGGGCAAAACUCAGCAGUACGUCAAAUACAACUCCCACCAACAACGAGCUUCACUAAAUGAACCAUAUUCAAUUGCAGUUAUUGAUCGAACAUCAACCAUAAGAACAGGAAACAAAGGUGCACAACCAGCUUCAUUAAUUCUAGCACGGGAUGUUCGUUAUUUAACAGCCGUUCGCUCAUCAGCGGUUCUGUCGUUUGUUGGACAAAUCGAAUCUUCAUGGCUGGAAUAUACGUUCAAACGAGAAUUAAAGUUAAAUCAAAAAGAAGGAGAGAAAUUAACCAGUAACACCUUGCGACAAGCAAUACAACAAUUUCCUCACUUACAAAUGCAUACAAAUAAUGGUGUGCUAAGCCUUCACGGUCCAUCGGGUCAUAUUCUUAAUGCGGAACUCUAUAUUCGACAACAAUUAAUAACUCGGUUCAGUAUGACUUUAGCAUCGGAUCGAACGAAUGAUAAUUUGGCGAGAAAUUUACGGAGUAUAACAAGCAUGCCGGGAGAUCUAUUCGGCCCAUUGAGAUGGCGAUGGGAAUCGGAAUGUCAAGUGAAAGUUCGAACGAAAAUGCACAGGAAUAACGGAACGAUUGAAGUCAAUGUUGAAGGUCUUGAUUCGCAAAAUCAAGCUGUAGAAAAGGAGUUUAAAUCAUUUUUAAGCUGGCUUCGUAUGUGUGCUGUCAUUCGAGAUCCCAACUCUGGUGUCUCACCUCGCGUUCUUAAGCCGAACAUACGCGAGAAUUUUCGGGACAUGGAAGCGAAAAUUUAUAAUAUCACCGAUCCUGGACGAACAUCUGUGGAUCGAUGGAAGAGUUUAAAAGGUCCUAAUGCAACACGUGAGACACGCAUGGAAGUUGUAGCGUGGAUUGCCGUAUGUCAAUUUCAUUGUCGAUUAGAAGGCGGCUUUGUUCGAGACUGGGUUGUUGGGAAUUAUCGAUCACGACCAGCUAAUUUACCUCCGAAACAAUGGAUAACAUUACCUACUGCACCAGGUGAAAUUCCGAUAUUGCACAAAGAUCUUGUUCCAUCGGAUCUUGAUUGCCAUUUACCGCAAACAAAAGUCUUUGACGUGGAAUCAUUUCUUGAUGCUCUACAUGGUUAUGGAAUUAAUGCCAGAUCGUUUCGUCAGGAUUGGCGUUAUAUUAUUGUUGUUGACGAUGGAACAAAGACAGGCCCGUUCACAAUGGAUUUAAUCGAACCGCAUAUUGCUUUAACGCACGAUCGAAUUGACUUCGAUGUGAGCAAUUUAUCGUUAGAACGUGGCUAUACUAAAGAUUUGGGCAUGCGUGUUGAUAUCACUGGUGGAACAUGUCCGAUUCAAUUGGAAACUAUCGUCGAACGUAUUCGUAAUAAAAAUUUUCAAGUUUUACGUCCAAUCGAUGGCGAAAACGGCCCGAAUACAUCAGGAACAGUGGCCGAACGCGUUGAGAAAAUGAAAUCAAGAGGAUGGACACAGAUUGGUAAACCAUUUUCAUUUAUUCCAAAUCCACCAUCAACUUGUAAUGCGUUGCUUGUGCCUUACCCAUCAUCAACUGUACUUUAUGGAGAUCUUGUCGCUGAAAUGCAGAAAAUUCCAGGCGCUAGAGUGCUUUCAGUCGAACAGAUAAAAAAUCCCGAUGUUGAAUCAUUGUAUGAAUAUAUGAAACGAAGCAUCGCGAAAGAAUGUCCAGGAAACGAUCCACGAGAACGCGAAUUGUUUCAUGGGACAGGUGGUGAUGCUGUAAUCCAAGGAAUAAUUGAUAGAGGAUUCGAUGAUCGAUACUUCUCACCGUCUGGUGCAUGGGGACGGGGAGCAUACUUUGCUGAUGAUCCUCGAAAAUCAAAUAACUAUGCACCGCCAGAUCCACGGACAAGACAUCGUGUUAUUUUUUAUAACAAAGUUUUACUAGGUGUUCAAUGUAAACUGAGUCAACCGGAUAACUCUCUCAGUGCAGCACCAAAGGGCCAUCAUUCUGUUCAUGGAACUGGAUUACAAUGUGAUGAAUACAUUGUCUAUCGAUAUGGACAAGCUUUGCCAUAUCUGAAAAUAACUUACACAACACCUUAA
Messenger RNA from Adineta ricciae, 5184 nucleotides. Lineage: Eukaryota; Metazoa; Rotifera; Eurotatoria; Adinetida; Adinetidae. The record is from the annotation of a GenBank genome assembly.